AAAAGGUCAUUAAUCGAUGUUACAUUGUCUGAAACACUCUCCUGACGCGUAUGAACUGUGCCCUCAAAUCAGGGGCACUGCAGUGAGUGUGACCCGCUUUCAAGAUGCAGUGAGGAAGAGGAGAGGAUGGGGGCACCUCAUGAUCUGAGGAGAGAGGGAGAGGAAGAGAGAGAGAGAGAGUGUGUGUGUGUCAGUCCCACAGUGUUUUCUCUGGAGAAGAGUCCAGCCUGGCUGCUACAGAGGAGGCACACACCCGCUAUGUCCCGAAUUGCCUGCUGCAGGUUGACAACGCUGAAGGAGAAGCAGCUGACUUAACUUCCAUUUUAUCCAAAACUGGAUUGAUGGACCUCCAUUAUGGCCAACUGGACAUGAUUCUGCACUCAGCACCUGUGGCACAAUGUCGAAUAUGAUUUACCUGACUGCCUUUAGCAUUUUGUACCUGCCUGUUUUGCUGUUUGAGGCAUUCGUCUUGUCUAAGGGCAAGUAUGAGAGGUCAGUGGUGCCGAGCUCUGCCUCUCGCCUGGUGGCGAGGAUGGACGGGGAUGUUAUAAUCGGUGCCCUCUUCUCUGUCCACCAUCAACCGUCAGCUGAGAAGGUGGCAGAGAGGAAGUGUGGAGAAGUCCGGGAGCAGUACGGCAUCCAAAGGGUGGAGGCCAUGUUCCACACCUUGGAUCGGAUUAACUCGGACCCAAACCUGCUGCCCAACAUCACCCUGGGCUGUGAGAUCAGGGACUCCUGCUGGCACUCCUCGGUGGCUCUGGAGCAGAGCAUCGAGUUCAUACGAGACUCUCUCAUCUCCAUCCGGGACGACAGGGACGGCUCCAGGUGGUGCAUCGAGGGGGUGCCCUCCAGUCAGCCGCCGCCAACCAAGAAGCCCAUCGCAGGGGUCAUCGGGCCUGGGUCGAGCUCAGUCGCAAUUCAAGUUCAAAAUCUUCUGCAGCUGUUCAACAUCCCACAGAUCGCCUACUCUGCAACCAGUAUCGACCUCAGUGACAAGACACUGUUUAAGUACUUCCUCAGGGUUGUGCCGUCAGACACUCUGCAGGCCAGGGCUCUCCUGGACAUCGUCAAACGAUACAACUGGACCUACGUGUCUGCAGUGCACACAGAAGGUAACUACGGUGAGAGUGGGAUGGAGGUGUUCAAAGAGCUCGCCUCACAGGACGGCCUCUGCGUCGCCCACUCUGACAAGAUCUAUAGUAACGCCGGGGAGAAGCACUUUGACAGGCUGCUUAGGAAGCUGCGAGAGCGUCUGCCUAAAGCCCGAGUGGUUGUCUGCUUCUGUGAAGGCAUGACGGUCCGAGGGCUGCUCAUGGCCAUGAGACGACUCGGAGUAGCCGGAGAGUUUCUCCUAAUUGGCAGUGAUGGCUGGGCAGACCGAGUUGAGGUGGUGGAGGGGUAUGAACAGGAGGCUGUGGGCGGCAUCACCGUGAAGCUGCAGUCUGAAGAGGUCUCCUCCUUCGACGACUACUUCCUGAAGCUCAAGCUCAGCACCAACACCCGUAACCCGUGGUUCCCUGAGUUCUGGCAGUACCGCUUCCAGUGCCGCCUUCCCGGACACCCACUGGAGAACCUGAAUUAUGCACGAAACUGCUCAGAGGAUGAUGAACUAGGUUAUGAAAGUCUGGAGGACAACUACGUUCAAGACAGCAAGAUGGGCUUCGUCAUCAAUGCUAUCUAUGCCAUGGCCCACGGGCUGCAUGACAUGCAUGCUAUACUCUGCCCUGGUCAUGUGGGACUCUGUGAGAACAUGAAGCCCAUUGAUGGCAGCCAUUUACUGGACUUUCUUCUCAAGACGUCCUUCACAGGUGUGUCUGGAGAGGACAUUUGGUUUGACGAGAACGGCGACUCACCUGGAAGGUACGAGAUUAUGAACUUUCAGCGUGUGGAGCCCGGUGUUUAUGACUACAUCAACAUCGGCUCCUGGCAUGAGGGCAUUCUCAGUCUGGAUGAUGAAAUGAUGCAGAUGAACCGCAGUGACAUGGUUCGCUCUGUCUGCAGCGAGCCCUGCUCCAAAGGAGAGAUCAAGGUGAUCAGAAAGGGAGAAGUGAGCUGCUGCUGGAUCUGCACCGCCUGUAAGGACAACGAGUACGUUCAGGACGAGUUCACAUGUAAGGCCUGUGAGCUGGGCUGGUGGCCAGAUGAAGAACUGGAAGGCUGUGAGCCAAUUCCCCUGCGCUACCUGGAGUGGAGCAAUCCAGAGUCCAUUAUCCAGGUGGUUUUCUCCUGCCUGGGCAUCCUGGUCACGUCAUUUGUUGCCUUCAUCUUUGUUUUAUAUCGCGACACACCCGUGGUCAAAUCCUCCAGCAGGGAGCUCUGCUACAUCAUCCUCGCAGGGAUCUUUCUGGGCUAUCUGUGUCCUUUCACCCUCAUCGCCCGUCCCACCGUGACCUCCUGCUACCUCCAGAGGCUGCUUGUCGGGCUCUCGGCUGCCAUGUGCUACUCCGCUCUGGUAACCAAAACCAACCGCAUUGCCCGUAUUUUAGCGGGGAGCAAGAAGAAGAUUUGCACAAGGAAACCAAGGUUCAUGAGUGCUUGGGCUCAAGUGGUCAUUGCUUUCAUCCUGAUCAGUGUCCAGCUCACCUUGGAGAUCACCCUCAUCAUCAUGGAGCCUCCUGAACCCAUUAAAUCCUACCCCAGCAUCAGAGAAGUCUUCCUCAUCUGCAACACCAGCAACGUUGGUGUUGUUGCCCCUCUGGGCUACAACGGCUUGCUUAUCAUGAGCUGCACAUAUUAUGCCUUCAAGACCCGCAAUGUCCCCGCAAAUUUCAACGAAGCCAAAUACAUCGCCUUCACCAUGUACACCACAUGUAUAAUAUGGCUGGCGUUUGUGCCAAUCUACUUUGGCAGCAACUACAAGAUCAUCACCACAUCCUUCUCUGUAAGCCUCAGUGUGACUGUAGCUUUGGGCUGUAUGUUCACGCCAAAGAUGUACAUCAUCAUUGCCAAACCUGAGCGAAACGUGCGUAGCGCGUUCACCACCUCUGAUGCGGUGCGCAUGCACGUCGGCGAUGGCAAAGUUGCCUGCCGAAGUAACAGCCUGCUGAAUAUGUUCAAAAGGAAGAAGAACACUGGAAACGGCAGUUCUAAUGGAAAGUCUGUGUCAUGGUCUGAACCAGGUGCAAGACAUCCUCCAAAAGGGGAUCACACGUGGCACAGACUGUCAGUGCAUGUGAAGAGACAGGAAGCAGGUUCCAAUCAGAUGGCUGUCAUCAAACCCUUAACUAAUACCUACCAAAACAGAGGCCUGGAAUUCUCAGACCUUAGCACUAAGACCUUGUACAAUGUGGCUGAGGAGGACGAGAGUGACCCUAUCAGAUACAAUCCCCCUGUCACUCCGCCUAUGAUGCCUCAUGGGCAAAUUCCCUGUGGGCUGACAAAAGACGUGGAGGAGGUGGAGCUCUAUACACCUCAUCAUGUGCAGCCAAAUUGCAUUCUCCCCCAAAACAUCAUCAUGGACCACCUACAGGAGAAGGCAAUGGUUUGUAAAUUCAACAGUGACAUCCCUGAGCUCAAUGAUAUGAUCAGCAUGCCUGAGGCCGUGAGCGGCGGCAUGCCCGUAUACCACCAGGCCCACCUCAUCCAGCAGGACCCGGUCCUGCCACUGCAGCUGGACCCAUUCAAUGAGGAGCCCACCUCCCCUUUAGAGGAGGAGGAGAUGGAGAACGAGCAGUUUGGCCUUCUCCAUGGUUACAUGUACAACAAUGCCCAGAUUCAUGAAGAGGAGGACUUGGUCGCGGUCAAAUUAGCCAUGGAGGACUCUCUGGCUCUGAUGCCUCCGUCCCCUUUUCGAGAUUGCGCUGCUCCUCCAGUGAGCCCGUUCCCCAAUUCACCGGUGUCCGAGUCGAUUUUGUGCAGUCCUACAAAUGUGACAUACGCCUCUGUCAUCCUCAGAGACUUCAAGCAAAGCUCCUCAACUCUGUGAGGGUGCACACUGAACAUUACCAGUUGUACUGUUUUCAAGUUUCUAAUGACUUGUGCUGUAUAUGAUGAUAUAUAAGGAAACAGUCAUUCUGUGUGACGAGUCAUUUUCACUCUAUAACUGAUAGCUGUUACAUGAUAAGGGUGAACAAGAAGGCGCCACAUUUUAAAACUCUUUUAGAUGUUGUCUAUAAUAACAAAAGAAUUUGCCAAUUACAAACAUAUAUUUAUAUGCUAACAUAAGCUUUUAGGAUAAAAUAGAUUUUGUGCUUAUGAGACAAACAACUAAGAUUGUCUAUGUAUGUAAAUUAAUUAAUAUAAAUAGAUUUAUCUGAGAAACAUAGGCGACAUAAGCAGAUGAGUUUGCUGAUUUAAAACAGGGCGACUAAAUGGUGAAUAUAGUUUGUAUGUAAUGCAAAACAAUCCGAUUUGUCAACAAUAUUUUUAGAAAAUAUGUUUUAUGUUACACAUUGUGUGUUUUGUGCUCUACCAGGAAUGAAAGAAAGUGAAAGUUUUAAAGGAAUAAUUCAACAUUUUGGAAAGAAAACUUGUUUGCAAGUCCAAAGACAUACAAGAUACAUUAAUUGGUGACUCUAAAUUGUCCAGAGGUGUGAAUGUGGGCUUGCGUGGUUGUCUGUCUCCGUGUGUCAGCCCUGUGAUAGUCUGCUGACCUGUCCAGGGUGUAACCUGCCUUUCACCCAGUGUCAGCUGGGAUAGGCCCUGUGAUUCUGAACAGGAUAAGCAGUUACAGAUAAAUAAUGAAAGGACACUUCUUUGCUUUCUUGAAGAGAGUUUGAUGAGAUGAUCGAUUCCAUUCUAAGGCUACGGUUACACAUACAUUAAAAUUAGCAGUGGUGAAUAUUCACCUCCCAAUUAGUUCCAUUCAGUGCGAGUGAAGGCACAAAUAAAACAUUUGCUUCUGGUGGCAAGGAAAAUUCACAUCUUCAAUACCACUUCAACAUACAGCAGCGUAUCUUCACUGACAAAAACCAUAUUUGGGAAAAAUUUAUUUGACGUGUAUUUUGAGUUUUUAGUUUGACCCAUAUCCUAUUCGCUGACAUGGAUGGGGCAAGUUUAUGACCUAUACUGCAGCCAGCCACCAGGGGGCAAUUGAGAUGUUUUGGCUUCACUUUUGGGGAGCUGUCAUGUCAUCUAUCUUUAUAUACAGUCUAUGUGAUAAACCACCCAAUAAAGUGCGUUAUUGGCCGUAAAAUUGAAAAUGUACCAAUAACGUCACAUUUCCCGGUAUUUAUUUGCAAGCUAGCUAACAUUAGCAAGCAAACUAGCUUUGCAUGUGAGUCACAUCCAGCACUGCCCACAUUCGGUGCCAAUAUCCCCUCAGCAGGUGAUGGUCACUCGCCCGCAGUCACUCAUAUGUGACUGUAUCCCAACAUCUGUCAGUUAAAUACAGGUCUGCAGCUAGCAGCCAUUAGCUUAGCAUAGAGACUGAAAAGGGGAACAACUUGGCUCUGUCUAAAGAUGACAAUUCAUAAAUUGUAAUUUUUACACUUUUUAUAUGGAUCAAACAAGGUAUAAAGUGUUGGUCAUUGACUUUAGAAGCAGGCAGAUUUUGUGACAUUUAGACAGAGCCAGACUGUUUCUGUUUCCUCCCUUUUUCCAUGUCUUUCUGCUCAGCUAAGUAAACUUCCUACUGAUUAUAGCCUAGUUGUGUAGUUGUGUGUACAGACAUAGUGCUCUUUUCUAACUUUUGGCAAGAAAGCAAAAUAUUUUCCAAAAUGUCAAACUUUUGUUGUAAGAAGGAAGAGCAGAGAAAAAAUGUGUUAAUUUAAAAUGUGAAAUGCCAACAAGAUUUCUUGUUAAAAAAAAAAAGAAGCAAAACAAAAACAACAUUAUUUGUGUAUUAUCUGUGAUUUUUUUUUUUUUGAUCGAUACAGCACUGCCAAGCAAGUGCACUGACUGUGUCACGAAUGUAGCAGAGGAUAAGUUCAAGUGCCACAUUUUAAUUAAGAUUUCUUUUUUUCCUUUUGUACAUUUAGACCUGUCUCAUUUCUAUGGUCUCAAAAUGCAAGUUGAGUUGAACGUUAUGCUAGUUCCAAAUUUGUAUCUUUUAUAAUUAGACAUCUGGUUUCAUAAUUGUAUAGAUGUAUGUAUAAGAUAAAUGACAUAUGUUUUGUGAAUGUAUGAAUUGUGUAUCAUAUUUUGAUAUUCAGAUGAUAUCUAUAUGCAUUACAGUAUUAGAGGGAGCUCAUUAGCUGUGUUUCUGUUGUGUGAUUGGUUGUGUACACCAAUCAGUUUCUAAAUAUUAAGAGCCUAUCAAACCUGUAUAUUGUGAUGAAGUGCUACUGUUAACAUUAGUAAUACUCUGAAUAAGCUAUCUGCAGCCUGAUAUAUACACAGUAUAAAUUAAGUCUGCCAUUUAAGACAAGUAUUUCCUGUAGAGCAUUUAAAAGGACACUUGUUUGAUUGGAGUAAAUUAAAUAUUUUUU
This is a messenger RNA of Epinephelus fuscoguttatus (brown-marbled grouper), 6368 nucleotides long. RefSeq names its product glutamate receptor, metabotropic 1b (gene grm1b). Gene Ontology annotation, biological process: regulation of synaptic transmission, glutamatergic; G protein-coupled glutamate receptor signaling pathway. The coding region runs from base 398 to 3925 and encodes 1175 amino acids. Gene Ontology annotation, cellular component: postsynaptic density membrane. The transcript is spliced from 10 exons. NCBI's taxonomy places the organism in Eukaryota, Metazoa, Chordata, Actinopteri, Perciformes, Serranidae. The record is from RefSeq and is a predicted model, not a curated record. Gene Ontology annotation, molecular function: G protein-coupled receptor activity involved in regulation of postsynaptic membrane potential; adenylate cyclase inhibiting G protein-coupled glutamate receptor activity.